UUGACUGCUAUUACUGAGCCACUGCAGGUGUUGGGGGAGAAAUGCUUAAUAAAGACUAAGAGAAAGAAAGGGAAGAGAAAAAACAGAGUGAAGAAAAGGAGUCUUGUAAUCUGCUUGGUAUGCGACCGUGUCCCUGGCUUGUGUGUGAGUGUGUACAGAUGAACGGGACAUUUUGGUCUGGAAUGUGUCUCAGCUAACCUCAGGGGACCUCCGAGAACAUAUACCUCAUCAUGCUGGGAAAGGACUACAUGCUCGCCAUCAUCAUAGUCAAUUAUGAAGAUGAUAUCUGGAAUGAUCAGAGCCUGACGCUGGACUCAGACCUGCCUCCAGGAUGGCGCACUAUACGGGACAGCACCGGUACCUACUACUGGCAUGUUCCUUCAGGCACCACACAGUGGCAGCACCCUUCAUACAGCACAGAGGACGAACAGAGCAUCAGCAACGGACUCCCAGCUAACCAGCUCAAGAGCACUGCAGCAGAUGGGCGGUGUGAGUCUAGAGGGAGGCUAACAGAAAGCACUAUGCAUUCCCUCAGUGAUGGAAUGUCCUGGCAGGAAGAAUACUUCUGUGUGAACAUGGACCCAGAUUCCAAGUGUUUUGCGGUACGCUCGCUGGGAUGGGUGGAGAUUCCCGAGGAGGAACUGGCUCCAGGGAAGAGCAGCCUGGUGGUCAAUAACUGUAUCCAACAGCUCUCUCACAGUAAAGUUGAGGGCCGCGAUGCUGUGGGAGCCUGGGGAGAGGGUCAGGACAUGAUGAUGGUGCUCAAAAAGGACACGCUAAGCCUUCUGGACCCCAUAGACCGCAGUCUCAUCCACUGCCAACCCAUCAUCAGCAUUCGAGUGUGGGGGGUGGGCUGCAACAAUGGCAGAGACAGGGACUUUGCCUUUGUGGCCAGCGAUAAGGACACGUGCAUGCUGAAGUGCCACGUGUUCCGCUGCAACGCACCAGCUAAGACUAUAGCCUCUGCCCUACAUGAGAUGUGCUCCAAGAUCAUUGCAGAGAAGGCAGCAAUGCCACCAUCCGUUCCACGAUCACUUACUAUGGAGAGCAUUUCUCCUGAGGACCUGCCUCACCAGGUCAACUUCAUAGAUGCAGUGAGGCAGAGGAUUCAAAAAUUUGAGGUUGAGUACAUUGGAAAUUUGCCCGUCUCCAGAGCAAUGGGAAUGGAGGUGUUGAACAGGGCUAUUGAGAGCAUCAUGCACUCUAGAGACAGAGACGAAUGGGAGCCAAUUGUCAUUCAUGUGUCAGACACUGUGAUGUCCCUGUGGAGGGGGGAGGAUGGCAAGGACCCUUUUUGGGAAUGCCAGGUACGAUACCUGACCUUCCUUGGCGUCGGUCAUGACACACAUACCUUUGCAGUGAUAGUGGAUGCCGGCACACAGCGCUUUGAGUGUCACGUCUUCUGGUGUGAACCUGACGCUGGGAUCGUAUCCGAGGCAGUACAGGCAGCAUGUAUGGUCCAGUACCAGAAGUGCUUGGUCGCACAGACACCACCUUUGAGGUCAAAAAUGUGGCGAGCCGGCUCUAAAGUCAAACGCGCCAACUCCAUGGAUGGCUCCAGCUUCCCGCCCUGCCACCAAGGAUACACGCAACCCAAAAUGGCUUCCUCUAGCAUAAAGAAAGGCAUGCUGGCAUUUUUUGAGACAUUCCGAAAUAAACCUCCUGUGGUUCCUGCACCAUAGCAACAGAGAUUGGGAGAGGGCAGGAGGAAGAAGUGAUAGGUUUGGGUGGGGGCAGAUUGCAAGAGAUAAUUGGAGGAUGUAAACUAUGAGGAAAGACAUGAGUAAGAUCAAAUAAAAUUGCUUAUUAUUCCCCAGACCUUCGAAAAAUUACAAAGGACAGCCACCUACACUGCAAGUACCUUUAGUGCUUAUACAUAUCUCCUGACUACAGCAGGUAUCCUGAGGUGCUGUGCUCUCACAUUCCACUCUUGUGCUAAGGAGCAUAUAAAUAUAUAUAUGUAUGCAUAUAUAUAUAUAUAUAUAUAUAUAUAUAUAUAUAUAUAUAUAUAUAUAUAUAUAUAUAUAUACACACACACACACACACACACACACACACACACACACACACACACACGGAUAUAAGAGUUGUCUUGACAGAUAUCACCUUGAGAAACUAAUCUAUUAUGUCUGAUGUUACAGUAGGUCAGUGAAGGUGAAGUGGAAACUGGAGAUGCAGCGAAUGUAGAAAUGUGUCCCAAUGUCAAAAUAACAAUCAUAAUAAUAAUAAUAAUAAUAAUAAACUCUAUUUUAUAGAGCGUCUUUAGAAGUAGCUUCUCAAAGCGCUGUACACAAAAUAUUCUAGACCCUUCUCCUGGGAAGUACAGGAUAACGUGCAAUAAUGUGUUUCAGCAUGUGACUUUUUCUUGAUACGUAUCAAUGUAUAGGAUAGUGACCUAAUUCUGGCAUGACAAGUGUUUAGAGGUUAGACAUGUUCUAUUUAGGUCAAAUAGAAGAAAAUUUCAAUUUUACCUAUUAACCUUCAUCCUGGUUUAAUGCAAAGGAUGACAUCUAAUGUUCGAACACUCAGAACUAAAGGAGCAAGUCAGACCAAUCACAGAGAACAUAUCUGGAUAUAUUUUAGGCAUGAGCACACAUUUGACAUACUCUGUUCAAAUUAUAAUUACACCAGGAUGAAAUCAGAAUUGAUUGCUGGUUUCAAAACUGAUGUAGGGAAAGAAACCCUCCAUAAAUCCCAAAAGCCAAAGAAUGCAUAAUUGGCAAUGCUCUGUGAUGCUUGAAGCUUGGUGGCACAGUUGCAUGCAUUUACACAUGCUUGGGAAUGAAAGGCUUUGCUAUGGGCGCAUUUAUAUAAAUAAAAAUUAGAGAGUUCUGCCAGAACUUUUUUAAUGAGUAUGUAAAACUAAAGGAUUGUAUCUGAUACAAGCCAAAACCAUUCCUAUAACCAGGGACAAAGUGCAUCUGUGAUAGAACCCUAAACCUAGUACAACAAUGAAGAAGAACUGUAGCUGAAUUUUGACUUUGUUUUUCACCGUCAAAUGAUUGAAUGUUCAACAAUAAGCUUUCUAAACAUGUUUGAGCGCAUGUCAAUUGGCCACUGGAAUGGCACUACGAAAAAGUCAUAUGACAUUGCAACAAAGAUAUGCAACUGCUCCUUUCCCUUAAGCAUGUCUUAUAUCACCAACAAACUCAGGGUUCCUCAAGACACCAGUGGAAUCAUGGGUAGGAAUGGACAACACUUUCAGCAUAACCUUUGUUCAUUGAAAUGAGCAUUUUUCAGAGAUAAAACUAUCAUGUAUUCCUGUAGCACCGUUCUUACUUUCUGCUCUUUAUACUCUCUGUAAAGAUUUCUUCUUUGUAUAUAUUUGCAGUUCAUUAGCACAGAAAUAGGAUGUUGUGUAAAAUGAGUUUUUUUUUUUUUAUGUUAUUUAUAUUAAGUUGAUAGUAUUGUUGCACUUAUGUAUUGAAACAGAUUCCACUUGUGGUUUGGAAUGGGACAAUAAAACUGCUUAAAUGUCA
Molecule: messenger RNA, 3479 nt
Organism: Ictalurus punctatus (channel catfish)
Lineage: Eukaryota; Metazoa; Chordata; Actinopteri; Siluriformes; Ictaluridae
Gene: apbb3
Product: amyloid beta (A4) precursor protein-binding, family B, member 3
Exons: 13
Coding region: 231-1682 (483 amino acids)
Biological process (GO): regulation of DNA-templated transcription
Cellular component (GO): nucleus; cytoplasm
Molecular function (GO): transcription factor binding; amyloid-beta binding
Source: RefSeq, a predicted model, not a curated record